Messenger RNA from Paraphaeosphaeria sporulosa, 1269 nucleotides. RefSeq lists its product as uncharacterized. The record is from RefSeq and is a predicted model, not a curated record. The transcript is spliced from 2 exons. NCBI's taxonomy places the organism in Eukaryota, Fungi, Ascomycota, Dothideomycetes, Pleosporales, Didymosphaeriaceae. The coding region runs from base 182 to 784 and encodes 200 amino acids.
ACUGUUGCCAUCGCACCAAGCGUUCCCGUUCAACAUUCUCCAAACACACUCGCUUUUGUUUGAUUGUUCAUUAAUUCGUACACUCGCUCACGCUCUAAUCAAUUACUAAUUCGCAACGCCUUUCGACGUUUCAUCUCUCAAUUCAAUCGCCGUUAAUUUCAGCACCAUCAACAAAGUCAACAUGAAGUACUCCGUUGCCAUUCUUGCUUUCGCCGCUGGCGUCCUCGCCUUGCCCCAGGAGUCUGCCUCCAUCACUUCGGCUCCUGUCGCGUCUGCCAGCCUUACGCCGGCUGUCAGCUGUGUCCUCGACUGCACACCGGGCGAUGUUACUUGCCAGGCUGCGUGCAUGGGUAACGCUCGCCCCAACUCUCAGCAGGUCGUGGACACCAACAAGUGCGCUGCCGCCUGUGACCAGGGAAGCGGUUCCAAGGAGGACACUGAGGCAUACGCCAAGUGCCAGCAGGAUUGCUUCGCCAGCCUCUUCCCCAGCUCCCAGACCAACUUCCAGGGCGCUGCAGGUGGUGUUUCUUCCGCCGCUUCUGCUGCUGCAUCUGCAGUGACCAGCGCUGUCGCUAGCGCUACCAACGCCGCUGGAAGCGCCCUCUCUUCUGUCGCCUCCUCUGCCCGCUCUGGUGCCGAAUCUGCCACCAGCUCUGGCGCUGCCACUGGAUCCGAGACUGGAUCUGGUGCUCAGUCCACUGCGUCCCCUGGAGCUGCUAGCGCCAACUCUGUGAAGAUCGCCGGUGCUGGUCUUGCCGGUCUCUUGGCCAUCUUCGCCUUGUAGAAGGUGCAAUACAGCUGCAGCUGGGAGCCCAGCAUCGCCAGGGGAGGGUUUGGUCCAAGACCCCAUGCCGCGCGCCCAACAAGAGGACACGGUGCCGCGUCCCGCGUCCGGGGUGGAAUGAUGGACUGAUGUCUGGGGUUAAAUCAACAUGCGUAACAGCCAAUGAAGGAAGUAUCCCUGGAAUGGUGUGGGAAUGUGAGCGUGUGUAGCCGUAGAUACGCUCAAUAGCAACGCGCAUCUUCAGUUCGAAUCGAGCUUCCUUGCAUGAUGAUCACGUGCAUAAGAUCAGUGACCUGUUCCGUUGCGGCUUAAGAGCCUUGGCUGUUUCAAGUAGAGUACUAAAGGGGAGUCGGUCGUCAGAUGCCCCAGUGCAGUGGUGAAUUCGGGGGAUUGCCAAUGAUUAACGCCGCACUGAAGAUGGGUUGAAAUGCGUUGGAUGUUGGCAACCACUAAGCGUCCGCAAAACCCACUAUCGAUACUCUGUC